Molecule: messenger RNA, 1215 nt
Organism: Acaulospora colombiana
Lineage: Eukaryota; Fungi; Glomeromycota; Glomeromycetes; Diversisporales; Acaulosporaceae
Source: the annotation of a GenBank genome assembly
AUGUAUUUCGAAUAUAUUUUCAAAGUUGGAAUUCAACUGGUGAAGAUAAUCGUCUUACUUUAUGGACUAAAAUAUAUCUACGACACAAUCCUUCUUGCCUACUUUGGACCCCUUAGCAAAAUCCCCGGGCCAAAGGUAACCUUUUUGUCUAAUCUAUUUAUCACCGUAAGACAGAUAAAUGGCCAAAGGUGGAAAUGGUUGCAAUACGAAAUUGUUCCAAAGUAUGGUUCAUUGGUCCGAGUCGGGCCAAAAAUGAUUGUGGUUUCGGACAAAGAUAUGGUCAAGCAGGACAUAAUUGGGGAAACGGCGUUUGGCGGCUCAUUCAAGUUGGUGAGAGAGGGAAAUCAUCCCUUGCCGAGAAAGGUUUUCCAAGAGUUGAGAAGAAGAGUCUUGGUCAGUGGUGCUCGUGAGUCAGACUUGUUUAUUUUUAAUAUCUCAAAGAAAUUAAUUGAGCGUUUCAUAAAAUUUCAGAAAUCGGCGUUUCCCAUCUUUGGUUCAUUUUUGAAAGUUGAUCCUUAUCUCAUAGAUUUCACGUCAAGAAUCAUAGAGGAACGUAGAGCAUCGACCUCCACGAGGAAAGAUUUGUUGCAAGUACUGUUGGAUACAAAGAAUAUGACUGAUGGUGGUUUGUCGGAUUUCGAAGUUUUCGAUCAAUGCAUUGAAUUCUUAAUUGCCGGAAGUGACACGACAAACUUUGCAACAUCAAUGACAAUGUUGGAGUUAAUCCGACACCCUGACGUGUUCAAGAAACUGGUGGAAGAACUUGAUGAUGCAUUGUCAAAGGAAGAAGAUUCGGAAAGAAGAUUGGUUCCGUCACACGAUAAAUUAAAAAAUUUACCCUAUUUAAAUGCUGUCAUUAAUGAGGGUCUUAGGCUUUAUCCCUCCACAAGAGGGCCUGGAAAAUUGGUUACGGAGGACAUCGUUAUAGGAGGAUAUUUAAUUCCAAAAGGCACGUCGCUUACCGUAAACAUAUUUGGCGUGCAUCGCUCAAAGGAGUACUGGGGAGAGGAUUCAAAUGAAUUCAUCCCGGAGCGAUGGUUGAAUCCGGAAAACAUACCCGCAGAUGGGUUCAUUCCAUUUUCGGCCGUGGCACUAGUGUCAAGAUAUGAGUUCCAAGAUAUCCCGGGUCAGGAUGAAGAGAUGUUGCACUUUGUUACCACGGGCUUAAGGACCAAAAGUCAUAAUGUUAAAGUUAGACAUAGAAUAGAACAAUAG